AUGGCUUUGCCCAGUGGCCGCAGGUUCAAGAGUCCCAAGACACUGGCUUUCUUUCUAGUGGGUGUGACUUUCGUGGUACUGAACCAGUGGUUCCUCCAGGAGCACACGCAGGAGAAAGCCAAGGGUCCCACGGUGGCCACUCCCCGGUCUUCCGCAGCUGCGGUGCAGCAUUCUCCGCUCCUCCAGGUGCCCCCCUGCGUGGCCAACGCCUCAGUGAACCUCCUGGCUGGUUUCCAGCAGCUGCCUGCUAGGAUCCAAGACUUCCUGCGCUACCGCCACUGCCGCCGCUUUCCGCAACUGUGGGACGAGCCGCACAAGUGCGCGGGCCCCCAUGGCGUCUUCCUGCUGCUGGCGGUGAAGUCGUCGCCUGCGCACUACGAGCGGCGCGAGCUGAUCCGGCGCACGUGGGGCCAGGAGCGCAGCUACAGCGGCCGGCAGGUGCGUCGCCUCUUCCUGGUGGGGACCUCCCCUCCCGACGAGGCGGCUCGCGAGCCUCAGCUGACCGAUCUGCUGAGCCUGGAGGCGCGCGAGCACGGCGACGUGCUGCAGUGGGACUUCAGUGACACCUUCCUGAACCUCACACUCAAGCACCUGCACCUGCUCGAUUGGACAGCGGAGCACUGCCCAGGCGUGAGCUUCCUGCUCAGCUGCGACGACGACGUCUUCGUGAACACCGCCAACGUGCUGCACUUCCUGGAGAUACAGUCGCCAGAGAAGCACCUCUUCGCCGGGCAGCUUAUGGUUGGUUCUGUGCCCAUCCGCGAAAGCUGGAGCAAGUACUUUGUGCCCCAACAGCUCUUCCCCGGAGAAGCCUACCCUGCGUACUGCAGCGGCGGCGGCUUCCUUCUGUCUCGCCGCACAGCCCGCGACCUACGCAGCGCGGCCCAGCACGUCCCGCUCUUCCCCAUCGACGACGCCUACAUGGGCAUGUGUCUGCAGAAGGCCGGCCUGGCGCCCAGCAGCCACGAGGGCAUCCGGCCCUUCGGCGUGCAGCUGCCCGGGGUGCAGCGCUCAUCCUUUGAUCCCUGCCUGUACCGCGAGCUGCUGCUGGUGCACCGCUUUGCGCCGUAUGAGAUGCUGCUCAUGUGGAAGGCGCUGCACAACCCGGCGCUGCACUGUAGCCACAGACACAAUGCAGCGUCCCCCACCGCCAGAGGACAGCUGAACCCCGAGGCACACUGAUGUCACCUUGAGGAUGGAUCUGGAAAAUACUAUAUCCUAGUACAUGUUCCGGACCUCAACUUCAGGGGUUCUGGGCUUAUUGGUCAGGAGUGGCUUCAAACAUGUAGGUGGCGUUUUUCUUGUUUUAAGGCCACUCCAAGACCACAGGGCUGGGAAUAUCUAUCUGUUCAUCCUCACACACCAGCCUGCCAGGGCAUCUGUCUUCUAUCCUCCAUUCCUCGUGAGCAGCGAGAGAGAGACAUGGCGGCCACGAUCAAUGUCAGCUGUCAAAUGCAGCGCAAUUGUGAGCGAUCAUUUCUACUGUUUGCUCCACCA
Apodemus sylvaticus (European woodmouse) is the source of this 1497-nucleotide messenger RNA. It is a transcript of the gene B3gnt6, whose product is annotated as UDP-GlcNAc:betaGal beta-1,3-N-acetylglucosaminyltransferase 6. Gene Ontology annotation, cellular component: membrane. Bases 1 to 1182 code for a protein of 393 amino acids. Gene Ontology annotation, molecular function: hexosyltransferase activity. The transcript has a single exon. The record is from RefSeq and is a predicted model, not a curated record. Lineage: Eukaryota; Metazoa; Chordata; Mammalia; Rodentia; Muridae.